UUAGUGUCAGAUAUCGUUUAAUAAUUUUCGAUUGAUAAAAUCUGACAAUCUUCUAGAAAUCGCAUAUGAUUGUGAUGAUUAUUUUAUAUAAAUUGUAAAGUAGGAAAAUAUAUAUUAAUUUAUAUAUUUGUGAUCAUUUCUAAUCAAUAAUUCUGAUUAAACAUCUUGCAUAACCUAAUGAAAUAUCGGUCUCCUUUGACCUGCGCUUGAAAUUUAAACUGAUAGUACCAAAAAUCUACAGUCAUUUUUCAUGCCAAGCGCGAUAUGGCGGGAAAUGCUACUUGAUUGUAUAAAUGUGUCAGUCGAUUGUUUAAUAAACAUCCAGUGCAAAAUGUGUUACGUUUUGUGUUAACAUUAUUUGUGUAAUAAAUAGGUUUUAAUAACGAUGGAGUUCGCGGCCACACAAAUCUAUGAGGAUGACGAUGAUGAUGUUCCACCCACUCAGAGAAUUUCACAUACUUCGGACAAUGAAGAGGAAGAGCUGGUACAGGUUGGAACGUUACACAUCAAUUCCAUGGAAUAUAAAAUUAACAAAGGGAUCACAACAAUCGGUAGGCUUAAAAGCUGCAACAUUGUUCUAAAUGAUGUGUCAGUGUCCAAAAAGCAUGCAGAAAUCGAAGUUAUGAAAAAUCAAGGAUCAAAAAUUUGGAUUUGCGAUCUGAAAUCUUCCAACAAGACGAAGCUUGAUGAUGAACCAUUGAUACCCUCACGUUUUUAUGAAAUCAGAGAUGGAAGUGUCAUUCAAUUCGGCAAAGUGAAUGCGACUUAUCACACAUAUCGUUCGACGGUGAUACCAGAAACACCCGCCCCAUCGCGACAAAAUGUCACGGGUACAAUAAUUCCAAGCACUCCGGAUUCAUCUCUCAAUAAUUCGUCCAGCAAUGAUGGAUCCUUUAUCUACGGGACACAAAAAGAAGAACAGAAUAACGUUUUUCGGCGACCGCUGGUUCCACAACAACGUCAGUCUACAAGCAUCGAUAAAAAGAAUAUUUCUCACACAUCCUCCGGUGAAAGCGACGAACAAACUACCACUGUGUCGCAUGCGUCCAACGAAAACCGAGAAGCUAGUAAUAUAUUUGAUAUGGAAACGCAGAAAUUCGAAGAACAUGAAGCAUCAAAUUCUAUUUAUGAUACAGAAACACAAGUAUUUCCCGCGGAUACGUCCAUACAAGUGAAUACUAAGGCUAACAAGCAACUACAAUCAAAGCUAAAUGAUCAAGAUCAAGUAGCCAGCACUUCUGCAACAAAUAUUUACGAUAUGGAAACGCAACAUUAUACGAGCAAAUCGGAGGCUCGAAAGAGCGAAGACAAUAUUUGUAAAGUACCACGGAAGAAACUUUUAAUAGAUAUGCAUGAUGGGCAAACGCAAAAUUAUGUUGAUGAUACUGACAAAGAUGGCAACAAUACGAAAAAUUCCGAAAUUGAUAAAAAUGAGAAUCAAAAGAAAAAUUUAGAUGAAGUUGAAUGCAAUAUUAAUGAUUUAGAGACGCAAAAAUUAAAUAAUAUUGCGGAAGAUAUAUCCAAUGUAGAAACUCAAUUUGAGUUAACCAGCAUUAGAAAUAAAACCAGAAAUAUAUUUGAUAUGGAAACUCAACUUGAUGGCAUUGUAAAUAAUGAUCAAGAUAAUACGGAUAAAGAUACCGCAACAAAAACUAUUAAUGAAAUUAAGGAUGAUAACGUUAUGCAAUCAUGCAGUUCCAGAUCUAGUACUCCUGGAUCUUUGAAUUUAUCAUCACCGGGAGUCGAUAAAGACUGUUCCUUAUUAGAGCAUAGCGACCAUUUGCUUGAAUCGUCAGAUUUAUUGGAAUACUUUGGCGAGGGCCUCGAUAAACAGGAAGAAAUACAAGCAUCUAACACAUCCACACCAAAAUCGCAUGGGAAAGGUUUAUUGAAAAGAGAUAAUACUGAAGACAACAAUGAAGAUAAUAUUUUUGACGUUCCCACUCAAUGCAAUAGUCGCAGACUUGAAGACAGGUCGGACGAAAUCAGCGAAAAAGAUGCGUCUCCAAUAUGCAAAUUUUCGAAGGAAGACUCGAAAGAAAGCAUCGAUGAUGAAAUAGACACAAAGAAAGCUAAAAAGCAGUGUGAAUCUUUAGAAAUUUCGAAUAAAUCUUGCAGCGACAAUACAGAUAAUAAAAAUGAUGCAGCCACAAGCAGUGAAUCUGUAGAUAUAUUUGAUGCACUAACACAAUCGAAUAAUUCUGCUAUUAAGGAUACAUCAAAUUCAUCUGUCAAUCAAUUAUCAAAAAACAAUGAAACUGAUACUGUUGUUGACUCUAUGGCACCGACACAGAUUAUAAACAAUGAUGAAAAUACAGAUGAUCAAGGCAAUCUGACAAACAAGCUUUUAGGAGAUAUUAAUAGUAAUGAUAACGCAAUCGAAGACGGAAAAAAGAAACAUGCAGACCAUAAAAAAACCGAAGAAUCUAUACCAGCGAUUGCAGAUGACAGUCUCGAACAAAAACUUAGUGAAAUGUUUGAGAAUGUAAAUAGCAACAACAUUCAUGAGCCAUCACAUAUAUCGACUCAGACUCUCGAAGAUAUUCUGGAAUCGUCGGAGUGUGAUAAUGACUUAUCUCUUAAUACAUAUAUUACAAACGAAAACCUGCAUACAGAUAAUGUAUUGCAAACGCAAUUGGGAAAGAAAAAUACGGAUACCGAAGCGAAUAAUGCAGAGCUCGAUUCGCAAAAUUCAGAUAAUUAUUUUUCUACUCUUACUACAAGACGAAAAAGAAAUAUUCUAAAAGAUACGCAGGAUAUACUCGUAGAUUCUGUGCAGAACGUAACUCCUCAUACUCAAGCUUCUAAUACUUCACAAAUAGCUAAAGUAGAUAAUGAAGCGGUCGAUAACAAUACAGCUAUGGAAUUAAAUAAAAGAGAAAAGAAGAUCUCAAGAUCAAGUAAUAAACUUGAACCAACGACAGACACUUUAGACGACGAUAACGUAACUGAAACUACUUCAAACCAGAACAACGAAAGAAAUCUUCGACGUUCGACGAAGAAAAGAAGAGAUGAAACCACGCCAGAAAUAAACAGACGAGUUUUAAAAAGACACUCGGACAAAGUCAACAUCGAUGAUAUAGAAAAGGACUCGGGGAGCGUGUCCGAUGUUUGUAUACCUGGUCCAUCAGAAUAUGCAAAGCGUACACGAGCAUCGGACAUGUAUGAGAGCGACGAUGACAUUUUAACACGUUUACCAGCUGUUAGAAUAUCAGGGACGCUUUCAAAUCCAGCGAGUCCUUCUACAUCAUCGACAUCGACUAUGUCUAGUCCAAGGAAAAGAAAAAAUUCAAGGGCAGAAGAAGAAAAGAUCCAAGACCAGAUCCAAAAAAAAGAAAAUAGUUCAAGAUCUAAUCGAGGCAUUGUUAAAGGUAAAAAUAAAGAGACUCUAUCCUUACGGAUUAAAUUACACAAGCAUCCUGUUGAAAAUUCCGAAAAGGACGAAAGUCCAGAUCGAAUACACGAUAAGCCAUCGGUUUCCUCUCUUGAUAAUCAUAUAUCUAAUGCUCUUGAGACCGAUGGAAUAGCAAGACACGAUGUGGACACUUCUGAGGAUUCUGACAGCGAAACGAAUUAUAAACGAUUCAAGCAAAUGGCAGACAGAAUGUUAAAUAAUGAACUCGAUUAUCUGGAACGACGCAAUAAAAAAAACGUACAAGGCAAAAAAAAAAGUGCGCGUUCCUCACCAAACUUAUCGAACAAUUCGAAGCGAAAUAUUACUGAUGAUGAAGCGAGAAGUUUUUUACAGACAAGAGUGACGCGACACUCCAGUAGACAAAAUAACAAAAGUUUGGAUGUAUGUCGCAAAGAAACUAACAUGGAAAAUGAGACCCACGAUAAAUCUGCGAAAUCAGAAGCGAAAUCUGUUGUCGCUGAAAGAAAGAGAACUUCGCAGACGAUUGAAAAAGACGUCGAGCAAACGAAUUCUAGGAAACGUAAAGCAUAUGAAGUCGAGGAAGAUCCGAUUCUUACGCGGGUUCGAAGAAGCACGGUGAAAACAACUAUCGAUAGGCAAUCUCCAAGUAUUCUCAAUUAUUUUACUAGCUCACGUUCAAAUUCCCCGGUGAUUGGAAGUACGAGGUCUUCCCGAAGUAAUAAAACAGUACCUGAAAAUGCAUUAGAAGAAACUCAAAAAGCUUUAAAUUUAGAAGUAGAUGAAAACGUCGAUUCUGGAAGACCCUUUAUUAGACGAAGCAAACGUAAACUUAAUGAUUAUCAAGCUGCAAUGGAUGUUCAUGAUGUAACUGCAAACAAUGGUAAUAGCAGCAAGCAAGUCCAAGCGGAAGAAAGUAAGACUGAGAUAAAUCUAUCACAAGACAAGAUUCUAAAAGUUGUACUUAGUCCUUUAAAGAGCCAUAAAAUUAAUCCUACAGAAGAUAAAUCGCAAGAAGAUGAAUCACAAGAAGUUGAGAUGAUCAUGGGAAGAAAUCUUAUUAAUGUGCAAGACAAGAAUUCAUCAGUUAGAGAAACUAAUACUGCGAAGAUAUUUCAAAGAAGAUCAAGACUCAGGAGCAGUUCACAACUCGAUGUGGAUACAAAGACAGAUUUGACUUCAACUGAGAGCAGUAUGUCAUCUGUAAGUGAUUCUAAUACACAAUCUGAUGAUUCUACAUCGACAGCUAAUAAGCAUAGAAGAUUCACUAAAAGUUCCACAAAAACACAAGUUCCGAAAAAGGAGGAAAUAUUCAAGAAACCUAUUCGAGUCAAUCAGAAAUCUAGUUUAGCCUUUGAUUCUUCAACGGAAAAUUCAGCCAGUGAAAGUAGCCAAAAUAGUAUAGAAAGUGAUACUUUGUCGAGUUCUAGAUCUUUAAAGUCAAAAGUAGCAGGUGUCAGGAAGCAGGAAAAUACUUUGGUGAAUCGAAGUAGAACACGUAGAAUGAUCAAUGACAGUGUCUCAAGCAUAAAUACAAGUAUGGAAACAACUUCUCUUUCACAAACACCUUCCACCAGAAUGAGUAGAAGUAUGUCUGUUUCAAGUAAUUCUACGCCAUCCGCUGUGAAACAUAAAAUUUUGUUUACGGGUAUAACAGAGGAUUACAGCAUAAUUAUUAAAACAUUAGGUGGAAACAAAGUGGAAGACCCAGCAAAGUGUACCAUUCUAGUUACUGAUAAGGUUCGCAGGACAUAUAAAUUUUUAUGCGCGCUGGCUAAAGGUGUACCUAUAGUAGCGAUAAAUUGGCUAAAAGAUAGCGAAUCGGCAGCACGAUUUUUGGAUUGGGAGAGUUACAUACUAAAAGAUCCUGCAGCCGAAGCCAAGUUUGGCUUCAGAUUGAGAAAGAGUCUUGAUAAAGCUAAGGAAAAAAAAUUAUUAGACGGAUAUAUCAUUCUAUUGACAUCAAAUAUUAAACAACCACCUGUAAAAGAGUUAAAAGAUAUGAUAACGUCUUGUGGAGGAAAAGCUUUAUUACGUCCUCCAAAUAACUGGCCCGAAAAUGUGGUAAUAAUAUCCUGCGAAGAAGAUUUGGGAAAUGCAAAAAAAAUGUUGGUGAGGGCACCGCAGACUGCUACUAUACAAUCUACAGAAUUCAUUCUGACUGGUAUUUUGAAGCAAGAGACGAAUUUCGAGAAGUAUAGAAUAACAUGAUUACCAGUGAAUCCUUCUUCCUACUCUCCUUUGAUAAAAACAUCUAUUAAUACUCAGGUAUCAAAAUAUUUGUAUUACUAAUUAUAUUAAGUGUUUAAGAAUUAGUCUAUAAAUAAACAGCAUUAUAUGCUGUUACAUUCCCAGUAAGCAAAAAUUGAUACAAUUGCAAUUGUGUUA
Messenger RNA from Nylanderia fulva, 5761 nucleotides. The record is from RefSeq and is a predicted model, not a curated record. Lineage: Eukaryota; Metazoa; Arthropoda; Insecta; Hymenoptera; Formicidae.